CACAACGGUUUUCUGUACUCCCGCAACAGGUAUCCAACAUACCGCAACACCUCUCCGCUAUUCCACAAAAAAUAUCCAGCAUUCCACAAAGGAUUUCCAGCAUUCGGACACGUCUUAACCAACUUAAGCCUGAGCAGGAUGCCCAAGCAGCAACCGCAGCAGAAUAGAGAACUGGAGUUGGACCAUCUCGUCCGCCAGUCUCCUCUCCACUCCCCCAGGACCCCCUCUCCUUCCUACCCAAGCUCCGUCCUAGACCACCCCAACGUGCCCUCGUACCCCCGUCUGCCACCCAUCACCCCUUCCAGGCAGUUGUCAGGUGUCUCCAACCCUGCCUUACACAUUGAAGAUGAUUCCAACUCUGCUAGACCCUCAGUGAGCUCCAGACUGAGCGUGCACCCGGCCGUGAAUGUAGAAGAUGUUGAUUCUGACCGAGGUAAAGGUGGAAGGAGAUCUCGUCCCAUACCAUUAAUCAUAAAACCACAAGAACCCAACCUGAAGACCCUAACUGUACCUGGUGUUCGCAAAGCCACCCGCACCAGAGACAGAAAACCACAAACAAUUUGGAACAAGAUCAAGAGACUCUACUCUCAAGAUGAUGAGGAAGAGGAGGAAAUAGAAACCGCAGUCAGGGCCUGGCCGAGCCAAAGUAGCAUCUCCAGCGCCGAUGGCGGGUACCAAAAUAAAGAUUCUCAUAAAUGCAAAAUUCACAUGCUUAAUCAACGGCCCGCCUCUUCAGCCAGCCAGGCCAGCACAGUAGUGAACGAGAGGUUGCAGGAGCUGGUGAAGCUGUUUAAAGAGAGAACAGAGCGUGUCAAGGAGAAACUAAUUGAUCCAGAUAACUCGGAUGAUGGGACACCACCUGCCUCUCCAGCUAAGCAAGCUCCAGCGCCCCCUCCUGAGCCUCCAGCAGAGCAGAAAACAGAGCAGGAGGUUCCCGAUACCACUGUUGAGAAAGAAGAGGAAAAAACGACGGUCCUAUGCUGUAAGGUCAAACCUCAGUCCAGGCUUGCUCGAUUUCUGCGCUACCGUUUCCCAGCUAGCAUCGACCCCUUUACUAAUUUGAUCUACGUGCUUUGGCUGUUUUGUGUGUCUUUGGCGUUUAACUGGAACGUGUGGAUGAUUCCCGUGCGUUGGGCGUUCCCUUAUCAAACCCCUGAUAAUAUCCAUGUAUGGCUGUUGAUCGACUACAUAUGUGAUACCAUUUACAUUCUGGACAUCUUGGCCUUUCAACCCCGACUGCAGUUCGUGGAACAUGGGGACAUUGUGAGCAGCAAGAAGGAAAUGAGAAAUAAUUACACCAAAGCUUUACGAUUCAAGCUGGACCUGAUCAGUCUUCUUCCACUGGAGCUUCUCUACUUCAAAACAGGAAUUAAUCCUCUCCUCCGCUUACCAAGGCUAAUGAAGUUUAUGUCUUUCUUUGAGUUCAACAAACGUCUGGAAGCUAUCUUGACCAAUGCAUACGUUUACAGAGUUAUUCGAACCACCACGUAUCUGCUGUAUGCUGUCCACUGUAAUGCUUGUCUUUAUUACUGGGCCUCAGCUUUUGAAGGUCUGGGUGUUUCCCAAUGGGUCUAUGACGGACAGGGAAACAGUUAUAUCCGCUGUUACUACUUUGGCGUUAAGACUUUGCUCACCAUUGGUGGCCUGCCGGAACCCACAACACUUUUUGAGAUUGUGUUUCAGCUCAUCAAUUACUUCAUCGGAGUCUUUGUGUUCUCUAUUAUGAUUGGUCAGAUGAGAGAUGUUGUUGGUGCCGCCACAGCCGCUCAGACAAGCUAUCGUGCUUGCGUGGACAACACAGUGAAAUACAUGGCAUCUUACAACAUUCCUAAGAAUGUGCAGAACAGAGUAAAAACCUGGUACAGCUACACGUGGCAGUCCCAAGGCAUGCUGGAUGAACAAGAGUUGCUAGAUCAGUUACCUGAUAAAAUGAGACUGGACAUUGCUGUGGACGUGAGCUAUAACAUUAUCAAUAAAGUGCCACUUUUUCAGGGUUGUGAUAGACAGAUGAUCUUUGACAUGCUGAAGAGACUCAAAUCUGUGGUGUACCUUCCAGGAGACUACGUCUGCAAAAAGGAUGAAGUGGGCCGUGAGAUGUACAUCAUUAAAGCUGGGGAAGUCCAGGUAGUCGGUGGUCCGGAUGGAAAGACGGUGUUUGUGACCCUGAAAGCAGGAGCGGUGUUCGGAGAGAUCAGCUUGCUGGCAGUGGGAGGAGUGAACAGACGUACGGCUAAUGUCAUAGCACGUGGUUUUGCUAACCUCCUCAUCUUGACCAAAAUGGACUUGAAUGAGAUCAUGGUGCACUACCCGGAGUCCCAGAAACUUCUCCGCAGGAAAGCAAGGAAAAUGGUGACAAAAGAUAAAAAGCCAGCUGAGAAGAAAGAAGAAGAGAAGGAGUCCGUCCCCAUUAUUCCUCCUCGUGCCGAGACACCCAAACUGUUAAAGGCAGCAUUGGAGAUGUCUGAGAAAUCAGGCAAGAAAGGAACAUGGACCAAGUUGAAAGAAAGAAGCAACAGAUCAAGUGUCUCCUUACAGCGUUCCAUCUCUUCAACUGCGACGCCCAACUCGCCCGCCCAUGAACCAAACUCAGAGCAGGAACCAGACGCCCUGUCUCAGAUAUCAGACAGCUCAAUGCAAAUCCCUACGACCCCCACCGGCUCUGGAGAUGGGAAUGUAUUUGCUGAAGAUGGCCCAAAUGAGGAGGAAGCAAAGUAGAAAUGUGUGAAAUAGCAGAUGGUGUGAAGUCAGACACGGACAUGAUCUCAGGAGUCUUCAUCUAUACAGCCUGCACAAGAAGCUAUUCUAACAGUAAUAAGGUGUUUAUACUUUAUAUAAGCUGUGUAAAGCGUAAUAUUUACUAUUAAGAUUUACCUGAGUUAGUUUAUGUUUAUUUUGUUGUCAGAAGCUAGUUCUUUUUAAAUACAAAACUGCAAUAAACAUGGUUUGCUGAUAAAGUAAUUUCCCUUUUGAUAAAUGAUAAACUCAAACUGCUGACAAAGGGGUGUUGUGUGAAUGAUCACAAAUGAUCCGAUUUAACUGUCUUACAAGAGAUGUGUGCCUUAAUAAAGCUUGAACACUGUUACACACCAUACACACCCUUACACCUCUGUGCAAACUCAUCGGGUGAUGACUUCACUGCCAAUAUUAAAGCAGUUCUGUAGCAUUUUUGGACCGGAGUAGUUGUCACAGUGUGUCAGAAUUGUAUGUCCUUUGACCCGGCGUAUGUGACUAUUGACAAGUCUUACUGAAAAUUUACUUUUCUGCUAAUAUGUAGGAUUUGUUGGCCCGAGAAACAGCGUGCUGAAUAUUUUAGGAUGGAUUGUUUAGUGUAUGAAUAAAUCUGUACCUAACCCCGUACCUCUUCCAGCCACAAUUUGUGUAUUGGAGUCAUGCAGAUUUAUGGCGAUACACAAAAAGUUUAGCAGAUGUAAUGUUUGAUACAUACAUGCAUAAGUCAUAUUACCAGGUUUUCUGUGGAUCAUCUGUUUGUUGGAUCAUCUGUUUGUUGUUUUGAAGACAAUGGUGUUAAAGUGUUUUUUUUUCACUGUUCAUGAUAUCCAGAUGUUAUUUAAUAAAUUAAAUUUAUUAGUUGGAAAUAUUGUACUGCCAAUUAGCAAAAUAAAGUAAAAGUUUGUAAAGUUAAUAUAGAAGCUUUUAAAGUCAUUGAUUCAAGUUGAUAUAGAAGUUUGAAAAUCAAUAGCGUCCCAAAAUGGCUCUUUUUUAUUUACAACCGGUCUGAUUAUUUUGUUUUCAGUUCUUUAAGCCCUGUAAUUAAUCCUAAAGUCUAAAAGAAAAUAGUAUAGCUCUAUUUAUUUAUUUACCUAUCAUGCUGGACAAUCACUUGUAAAAAACAACAUAAAGCUACAAGUAUAUGAUGUACAGUUUUUUUGUAUAAUAUUAAUUUAUUUGUACAUUUUGCUAUCAUUUAUUACUACAUAGUUUUACUAAUUUUAUUAUGUUGCUGUUAGCAUGUAUUUUGGUUCUUUUGAAGGCCUAAAAUGUUUUAUGGCCCGAGUGAUUCCUUCCAGAUCUGUAGAUAAUUCAAAUAGAUGUAAAUAAAAGUAUGACUGUUAACUUUACUACUACUAUUGGUAUUGUACAGUAUAAACUGACGUUGAUUGACUUCGUAAGAAAUGGUUAAGUUGGAAUGUUGAAUAAAAGUUUAUUCAUUGACUA
This is a messenger RNA of Triplophysa dalaica, 4176 nucleotides long. RefSeq names its product cyclic nucleotide-gated cation channel beta-1-like. The transcript has 19 exons. Bases 139 to 2715 code for a protein of 858 amino acids. Gene Ontology annotation, molecular function: protein-containing complex binding; intracellularly cGMP-activated cation channel activity; cGMP binding. The record is from RefSeq and is a predicted model, not a curated record. Gene Ontology annotation, cellular component: plasma membrane; photoreceptor outer segment; intracellular cyclic nucleotide activated cation channel complex. Gene Ontology annotation, biological process: retina homeostasis; monoatomic cation transmembrane transport. Lineage: Eukaryota; Metazoa; Chordata; Actinopteri; Cypriniformes; Nemacheilidae.